Cylas formicarius (sweet potato weevil) is the source of this 7110-nucleotide messenger RNA. RefSeq lists its product as uncharacterized. Lineage: Eukaryota; Metazoa; Arthropoda; Insecta; Coleoptera; Brentidae. The transcript has 6 exons. Bases 222 to 1457 code for a protein of 411 amino acids. The record is from RefSeq and is a predicted model, not a curated record.
GCGAGGGUAGCAGUCGGUUUGGAGCACUCAGGCAUUCACCGACAUCGCGCGAACUUUAAAUACGAUUCUGAAUCGAGUUUCCGAGUGAAAUUUACGUUGAUUUGUCUGUAGCGAACUCUUCGGCAUGUGUGACGAUAAUAUUUGUCUCGUGUUUAGUGUGAACGGAUAAGUGAUCUGAAUGAAGUGCAACAAGGUGCUUAUUCGUUUCGUUUACGGUUGUCAUGGGGAUUGGUGUGACGAAGUCUAUGGAAAAGUCUUCAACCGAUUUUGAGGACGAUCCGUCGGAGAAGGAAGACUCUAACAUGUGGGACGUUCUAGAUGCCGCCGCUGAUUGUGACUGUCCCGGACCCCCUCCAGAAUUCUUACUACCGCCACCACCAAGACCACCCGCCCUACAACCAUCGGAUCCGAUGCUUUGUACAGAUGAUUCGAUAUCCAUAGAAACUUGCGAUGCUUUACCUUUGAUCGAUGCCAGUUACCGUAGUAGUCCAUCUUCCCAGACCUUGGCUGUGAUAGUUUUGUGUUCAGUGUUACUCGGACUGCUCGUCUUCAUCGCUGUCAUCUUAGUGUGGAAACACAAGAGGGUACAAAACUUUUUGCCAUGCAAAAAUUCUCCGCAAAAUAACUGCGACGGCGCGGCUACCACAGGGUUGUACGAAGAUCUCAGCGAUGUUAUGCCGAGGCCUACGCCUGCGCACCAUCAUCACCUCCAUCAACUUACAAGCGGGCAUAUCGUAGCACCAUCUAUCGAGAUGAUAGAUGUAAAAAAUAAUGUCCACUACCCCAGCGGCUAUCCGAUCUCACAACAUCCACCGGUGUUUCUCUGUUCAUCGCCCGGUCCAGAUCCGUACUGCUCCCAAGACUUAUACAAUCCAGUAUACGAAGAGCUGAGCGAUGCGGACACGGAUAUGGAGAGACAUGCGCCACAUAGCGAAGACGAAUUCGCUGAAGACGAAUUGAGCCUCGGAGGAGAUAUGGAGAGGAGAAGACUGGAAGCACCGCCUCCGCCGUAUAGGAUAACAACCUCUCAAUUUAGAAGAAGCAUACCCCGAAUAAGGAGGCCGCACGAACCCUUGCCACCUAUACCCAAUAACAAAAAACAGAGAACUCUCGAUAGGAGACGGCAAGAAUUCCAUGAAGGCGUCCUUCUGGACGCUCUCCUACAACUCUACCCACGGGUGGGGAGCGUGGAACCCCCAAACCAAAGACGUCAAAUUCCAAGCAUCGCUCAAAAUAUCCAAUGCAUGAGCCAGAUCCCGGGUCCAUACGAUACUAUGCCCAUCAUGAGCAGUAUGGCAACCUUCAGGCCGGUUCCAAAACCGUAUUCCCAAGAUUCAGCUUUAGGUUCAGACUCUGGAUACAGUAAUCACACGAGCGGCACCAGCAGAUGUUCCAAUCGCGGUCGAAGGGAACUUAGACGAAUGUCGCAAAUUAGUGCUGAUUUGACAUUGACGUAAGACGUGAUGUUCGAGUGAGGUGAUCUGAUGUAUGAGUGCAAUAACUUGAUUAAUUUCGACGCGACCGUUAGUUUUCUACAUAUAAAGAAAACUGUUUUAGAGUACCGUGGAAUUCUUACAGCGUCGUAGCAAUUUCACUACCUUCGUAUGAGACUGUUGGUUUAUUAUUUCUAUCGUAGCGAUUUCCGACACUAAUGGCUUAAUUUUGUAACUGAAAACUAAUUUUUUAUAAUGUUAUGUUAGGACUUGAUAUUAUUUUCUAACAUAACUUUUCCGACAGUUCCAUAUAUAUUGCAGACCCUACAAUUGUUAGGCUCACUGAUAUGUAAAGUUGGUGGAAUGAUUACCAAAUUGUAGAUAUUUUCAAGAGUCAACUUAAGCGAACAGAGAUAGUGUGCAAGUACGAGGGUUACUUGAACUUCGACCUAACAAUAAUACAAGACAUUCUUUCUUUUUUUUUUUCGACAUAGUCUCCUUGUAACUCUAUACACUUCUGCCAAUGAUUCAUUUGACGAAAACCUUUAUCUUUCGAGCGCAGUUUUCAGAUGAGGGAACACCACACAGUCGCUUGGGGCUAGAUCUGGCGCGUUUGUCUUAGUGAAACAGGAUUUUUUUUGCAAAUGUGACCGUUUUUGCUUUUUGAAAGUAAUCGAUUAAGAUGACUCCAUGGCCAUCCCAAAAAUCAGUCGCCAUCACUUUCCUAGAUGAAAAAACAGUGUUUGCUUUUUUCGGAGUCGGUUCUUCCACUUUCGCAGUCCACUGUUUUGACUGUAUUUUUUAUUCGUGCAUAUAAUGGUGUAUCCAAGUUUCAUCUACAGUAAUUAAUCGGCCCCAAAACUCGGGUUUAUUGCGCCUAAACUACGCUAACAGAGCGUUGGAAACGUUCAUUGCUCUAACGUGAGUAAAUGCGGUACCUAACGCGCGGACAGCUUUCUCAUGCCUAAAUCUUUAUUUAAAAUGUGACAAACACGUUUUUCGUACAUUUUUUUAAACACUGCUAUUUCGCUUACUUUAAUAUUAUCGUUAGUAGUUAUAGGUGUUGGAAGUCUUGAACGUUCACGAUCUCCUAAACUCUUAGGGCCACGUUUAAAUUCAGCUGCCCAAAAUUUGAUGUGGUAAAUGACAGUGCGGAGUCCCCAUACACAGAAUCCAACUCAAGUUUAAUUUGCGUAGGAGUAUUGCCUUUCAAAGGCAAAUAUUUCAUAACAGCUCUAUACUCGAUUAUUUUUAUUUCCACGAAAACACUCACAUCUACUAGGCCCUUAUUCUUGACCGCGAUAGAAUAGAGAACCCAAGAGAAUCCAGACGUGUUCCUAUUGGGGGUGCGCACUUCCUAUUCUUGAAUCCAAUUCUAUUGAAAACGAGCAGAAUUUCAUUUCCCGUACGUUCUUUGAGCGUAUUUUAGGGGAAGGAGCCAACAGAAUAAUAAAUUUCUUCUGAACGUUUUUGCUUUUCAAAAGUAAAUUUUCGAAAGGAUAAUUGCAAAUUAUCAUUAUGGGAGGAUAUUUUUCAUAAUUUUGAUAACUUGAGAACUUCAAUAGCAAUAUUUAAUAUCAGAAAUAUUUUUCACACCAGCAAUAGCAACUGGUGAUAUUAUAUCAAUUUGUUUUUUCCAUUAUUUCCGUUAUUUUCCAUUGUGUGAAAUGUUUUCGUUUUUUAUCUGACUUUUAAUGGACAUUCUAAAAUACUGUACAAAAUAUUGGUCAACUACACGCAAUUGCCUCCUCUUUUUUCUGUAAUUGGAAAAGUUUAUAAUAAAAGUUUUAUAAUAAGUACACAAUAACCAAGUAAACAUAAGCAAACUACCCAACAUACAGUAACACUUACGUACAUAUUAAAUUUAAACUUUCGAAGAAAAAUAUGGCACCCACAAACAUAGCAAUGGCAUAAGGCCAAGAUACAAACGUUAAAAAUUCUACUGACAGAAUUUCUAAUGCACUGAUUGGUCCAGUAGUUAUAUUUGACAACGGUGCAUCGCGUUCGUCCUUUCUUUCCCUUUUGUUCGAAGAUAAAGUUUUUGCUUUAGACCACAGAAUAGAGAGGUUUACUUAAUUUGUCGGUAAAUUAUUAACGAUUUUCCGAAAUUUUAUAAAAUAUUAAAAUUUGAAUUUUAAUUUGAUUGUGCUCGUAACUGCACCCAAAUACCUGAUUUUGGUAUCGAUACAACCUGAAAAACGAAGGCACUGCUUUGAUUGUGGUUUAUGAUUAUGAUUUGUGAAUAUACUAUCAGUCAUUAUAAAAACAUAUUUUUUCGAUUUUGCUUAAAUUGUUUUAAAUUUCACCUCGGAAAUUUUUAAUUUUCAAUCGCCUCUGAAAACUUAAUAAACACGUAAAGGCUGUCGGUUGGGAAAACAAAUUACCAAACUCAGACAGACGAAGAAGAAAUAAAAUUAAUUGACGCUUCCAUCAUGUCUCAUCGUCUCUGGCAAUCAUUCAUACCCGUGCGGGGGGCAAUUAGUUUGGACCCUUGACAAAAUCGUACCUUCAUUAAUUUUUACUAAUUAGAACAACGUCCGCGAGUACGUAUUUAAUUAAAUAAUGCCAAAAUAUAAUGAAUAUUCCCGCGACUCAGUUUUAAUGAAGUCCUCCUCUGAAGUAUAUUUGUCUUUUAAUAAAUUUCGGCCUUAACGAGUUUGGAUACGGAGUUUUGCGACUCGUUGGCGCAGUCUUGUAAAACAAAUGAAAUAAUCUCGUAACUAGUUUUUAAGUAGACUUCUCGGGCGCCAUUUUGCCAGUGAUGCGUCGCCGUUGGUUCGGCAAGUUGGCAGAUCAUAGGUGUAUAAUUAUUUGAGGAGAAAACAUUUUAUGACUAUAUUUUGAGUAAGAUUACUUUUUUUUUUAAAUACUGAUCAUAAUUGGGCAAUAUGAGACAAUAAAAAAUUUCAGUUUUGAGAUAUAUGAAUUGAAUUCAUCAAUAUUAUUAUUGUUAUUAUUAAAUUAAAAUUAAUUUAAUCAAUUAAUUAAUUUAAAUUAAAAAUUAAAUAUAAAGUAUCAUAUUCAUAUAUCAUUGAUACCGUUACUUGUAAGUUUCGCUUUUAUUUUCUAACUCUAAAUACAUUCUUUAUUAAAGAAAACAUUAAAGGCACAAAUUUGAUAAAAUAUAAAUAGGUUGACAGUGAUACUUAUAUUUAGGCAUUUUCGGUACACUCUUGGGGUCAUCAGAUUUUUUAUUAACAUUUUUUUGUUUCUUUUCGAUUUGUUCCUCUUUCACUGAAGGGGCUGUUAGAUUAGAUGAAUGAAAUUCCUGCGUCAAUGAAAUUUUAGCUUUGGUUUCACAUUAGUUUAAAACUUGUUUAGCAUGUGUGGAGUGUGCGUUACUAGUCUUUACUGUUUACACGAGUUGUAAUCUGGUUUCAAAUCACUAGUCUGUUGUUUCUUCAGUUUCUUCAGUUUGGUAACUGUCAUGUCAGUUUGCAGAUUAUCUUCCAGUAAAUGCGCGUAAUACAACUUGUGCCUUUGAUGUUUUUAUAAAUUUUUCCUUAGCAAAAGCGAAAAAUUAAUGCACAGUUUUCAAGAACAUCAUAAAUAGAUUGUUCAGAUGAAUAUGAACAUCCGAAAGUGACGACUCUGAUUUGGAAAUUCUUUUAGAGCAAAGAUUAGUCUAUUCAACCCAUUCUACAUUUACGUCUAAAACUUUCGAAUUUGUCCCAAACUCUUGCUCACAAAAACGGUUUGAAAAUUGUAAGAAAUAAGUACCAACCCAAAACUGUUGGUUUAUAAAUCAAAGCGUAAAUCUUUUACGUUAUGCCGCAGCUUAACUUUCAAAAUAAUUGGCAAACUAACCAAUAAUUAAUUUACUGUUGUGUACGGUUUGGCCAAACUUAUGUCUUUUUUUUUACAUUUGCUUUUUAGGUAAUUUGCCGGUUCUGAGAUAUUUACUGUUAACCUGAUACCUUAACCUUUCCCAUUCUUACUGUUGCCUUAGUUUCAUGGUAGACCCUGUUCAGAACAUUCAACGUUUCUUUGAAGGUGACACUAAUAGGAUAUCGAACUGGCACUUGAUAAGAGUCAAUGACAUAACUCACCGAAACAUUGUGUAAAUUUUCUGACUGGCUGACUUUUGUCACCAAUGCCUCCGACCAGAAAAUAUGAAAAUAAGUUUUUUUGGUUUCACAUAAAAUAAAACUUCAAUCCAACAAAAGAAUGUGAAAAAUUAAGCCAAUAGUGCGUGUUUCCUGACACAACAUUCCACAACCUGUAAAAAUUGUAAAUAUCUAUCGUAUUGUACAAACAUCACUAGUACCUCUUCGAAAUUAGCUGUAAAUACAUUUAGUGUUAUUUAUUUUCACUGUAAAUGCAAAAACAAUGCACAGACGUCCUCAAUAAGACUUAUUGGAUUUUGUUUUACACUCAUCACUGAUAUACCUAUAUUAUACUACGAAACACUAUUAUAUGACGCAGCUCAUAUCCCAAUUUGUCGAAAUAUUAUAUGAAUAAAAAGUCUUUUUGCUAUAUGUAGCUGCAUCCUUCAUUUUUUCAACGACUGACUAGUUAUAGACUAUAUCGAGAACCGAUACUUCAUUAAAUUGUAUUGUAUAAAGGUAACGUCAGUUGGAAAGAGCCACUGCAAUUGAUUUUUUAUAAAUUCUCGUAGAUUUUCGAAACCUUUUGAUCUAUGUGACGCCACGACAAUAUGUAUACAGAGAUAUUUGUAAUAUCAGUUUAUACUUUGGCGUCAGUUGGUGUCUCUACUGUAACAUUACGUAAUUGACAAAGAAGCCUCCUAUUGCGCUCAUUGUUUAUUAAAUUUAUCACUGAGAAAUUUCGCAUAAAUUCUCUUCUAAACUUCCACGUCGACAGGCGGGCAAAUAAUACCAAUCUACAUCACAAAAUCAUUUAAAUCGGUUUCAUUUGUUUUUUUGCAGUUUUUAAAAUUAAAUUCACUUUGCUAUCCCUUCAAUUUUGUUUUGUUUGAUAGCCCACAUUUCAUUGCAAAAAUAAAGCAUCAAAUGAUCAUGGGCCAAUAUCUAAACAAAUCGAAAACAGUAAUACAGAAAAUAACAUCACGUUUUGGUUAGUUUGGUUGGUUAUGCGAAUCAUACAACAAACUUUUCGAAAAUUUGUUAGUAGUAGUAGUAGUAGUAGUAGUAGAAACUGAUAAAAAUGACAAGAAUGUAAGAAAAAAUAUUCUUUAUAGAUGGUGCCUUUGUCAUUAAAAUUAAACUGAUUUUUAUUUAAAGAAAAAAUGUUUAGAAACUAAACUGACCCAAAUUGAUAAAACUUGUAAUUGUAAUCAAUUUUUUUAAUAUUAUAUUUAUUUUACAUGUUACGAAGUAUACGAAGGAUGCAUUUUCAUUGUCCGAAACUGUAACAAAUUACAAUUAUUACCUAUCGAAGUAAACACUAUGAUCAACAAUUUAAAUAAAACCCGUAAAAUUCGCCAAUAUCCACACAGUAAAUUAAAAUGUUAACAAUUCAUAGACCUGUAAAAAAAUCUUGCGACACAAUCGUUUAUAAAUAUAAUAUUGCCAAUUUUGUAUUAUUAAUAUUUAUUUUGUUCAUAUUGUACAGCUUUUGCGUUGCUAGUCCAGAUAGAUAUAAAUGCGUUUAUUUUCUGUUUUAAAUGUUUUAUUAUGUUGCACAUUACUACGUCCGGAAAGUGCGUUGUUAUUGUUUUCAUUUGAUUUAAGUUAAAAUAAAAUUUAAUAAUGGA